Messenger RNA from Stylophora pistillata, 1158 nucleotides. RefSeq lists its product as uncharacterized. The record is from RefSeq and is a predicted model, not a curated record. Lineage: Eukaryota; Metazoa; Cnidaria; Anthozoa; Scleractinia; Pocilloporidae.
AGGGGCGACAGUCCGUCCAAGAACGUCUCGUACCAAACAAAGAUAUAUAUAUCUAAUUCAUCGGUUGUUUGUUUGCGUGGGAGUUGGAAAACUCCCAAGCAUCUAAUUUAAGCUCAAAGAACGGUAAACAACAGUACUCACUUUACUCAGUUUUUCCUUUUAUUACGAUGAAGAAGUUCUUGAAGGUAGAAAAACCCAGCUUUAUGCGAAAGGUUUAUUUCGUGCUCUUCUUCAUUGUUGUAAACGGAAACCCGAAGACCAAGAAAUACUUAGUUCAAUCUUAUUACCGGGCGAAGAACGGCAAUGGAUUAAAGGGGGCCGGAAAUCUUCUGAGAGUUGGUUUCCCAUUUGGCUCUAACUCAAACCGGCCUAAUCAAGUAUCUUUUACUGGCUCCUGUAGUGAUUCUCCGGCCGAAAUCGAAUUCCAGCCGAUACUCACCAACAGAAACGGAGCUAUCACUGUACGCUUGAAUGCGAACAUUAAUUAUGUGUUAGCAGUUAGAAAUCAAUCGUUGGUGAUUGAGCACCUUAAGAAAACUGGCCAUGACCACGAAUUCGUUCACAGUUGUGUCUCAACUAAAGAUUGUGCGAUUUUUACUUUGAAGAGCUUUAAGUCUUCUUCUUAUGUCAAGACCAAUGAGAAUGGAAACCCAUUAGUUGGUAGUAAUUCUUUGGACGUCACAACAUGGUUUCAGUUGCUAGAGAGUAGUGUUUGUUCAACGAGAUAGAUAGAAUCAGCUAAAUAGCAGAAGAGCAUAUUGUGGUGUGCAAGGCUCUUUCAUCAUGCAUGUAUUUAUUACGAAUUGAAGGCUGCCGGGCAGUCAACUCCUGUAAUCUUCACCGAUUACAGUUUAAUUAAGGAUUCAAUCAUCAUAUAAAGUAUUUUCGUUGUAGAAUUGUUGUAUUCAUGAAAUGCGAGCAUAUCUCUUAGUACUCUCCCUAGAAACGAUAAAUUGGAAUUUGGCUGAGGAUAUCAGUUCCUGAUAACCCAAAGUGCCAUAUUGUUCCUUAGUCGCAGGAGCACCGUGGGCAAUAUGAAGCGAAUCCUGUGGUUCUGAUUGGCCACCCGAGCCGGAAAGAUGUGCCCCUCUUGCCCGCUGGGAAUUGCCCGCUUUGAUCCCGCGCAUGAAAAAAAUUGAUUUCGUACUAAUUUCGUAA